Molecule: messenger RNA, 2188 nt
Organism: Ailuropoda melanoleuca (giant panda)
Lineage: Eukaryota; Metazoa; Chordata; Mammalia; Carnivora; Ursidae
Gene: ENTREP1
Product: endosomal transmembrane epsin interactor 1
Exons: 10
Coding region: 112-1536 (474 amino acids)
Source: RefSeq, a predicted model, not a curated record
CUCUCCUCCCGCCGGGCCGCCGCAGCUGCCGCCGCCGCCCCGGGCUCGGCGCUGCUGCCCGCUCGCCCGCUGCUGUCGCUCGGGCUGCUGCAGCUGAUCCUGGGCUGCUGCAUGGUGGCGCUGAGCUUCGGGGCGCUGUCGCUGAGCAGCUCCCCUCAGGUGAAGAACUCGUGUCCGUUCUGGGCCGGCUCCUCGGUGAAUCUCUUUGUGCUGCUCUCUGUGGUGUGUGUCCUCUUAAACCUAGCUGGAUUUAUCCUCGGCUGCCAGGGGGCCCAGUUUGUGUCCAGUGUGCCCAGUUGUGAUCUGGUGGACUUAGGUGAAGGCAAGAUUUGCUUCUGUUGCGAAGAAUUUCAACCAGCCAAAUGCACGGACAAAGAAAAUGCCUUGAAACUCUUUCCUGUUCAGCCUUGCAGUGCUGUUCACCUUCUACUUAAGAAAGUCCUUUUCGCCCUGUGUGCCUUGAACGCCCUGACCACCACUGUCUGCUUGGUGGCAGCUGCCCUUCGCUACCUCCAGAUAUUUGCAGCCCGAAGAUCCUGCAUUGAUGAAUCUCAGAUUUCUGCCGAAGAAGUUGGAGAACACGGACGGAUCCCAGACCCUGAUGACUUCGUGCCACCAGUGCCCCCCCCUUCCUAUUUUGCAACAUUUUACUCGUGCACACCCCGGAUGAACCGCAGGAUGGUCGGUCCUGAUGUCAUCCCCCUCCCGCAUAUCUAUGGAGCACGAAUCAAAGGUGUGGAAGUGUUCUGCCCCCUGGACCCCCCGCCUCCCUAUGAAGCUGUGGUGCGCCAGACGGACCAGGAGCAGGGGUCUUCAUUCCACAUGCCAGAAGGAUCGGAAGGUGCCACGAGCCCCUUGGAACCGAUCUGCAUGCCAGUGACUCAAGGUGAGGACAUUCCUAACACACCUGGAGAAGAGAGCACGUCCAUGUCCGCUCUCGAUGCAAACCAGCUACCCUCCACGAGGAGCCGGAGAGUCUUCCCACCCCUGAGGACAAGAUCGCUGAGCGACCCUGUGCUCCAUCAUUCCGCGGAGAGAGCUGCCCCGGUGCUCAGCUGCGAAGCCGCGACGCAGACCGAGGGAAGACCGGACCUGGCCACGGUGACCUUGAGGAGAGGUCUGAGGAGCAGAGCUUCGCGAUGCCGGCCUCGGUCCCUGAUAGAUUACAAGUCCUACAUGGACACCAAGCUGCUGGUGGCGAGGUUCCUGGAGCAGUCGUCCUGCAGUAUGACCCCAGACAUCCACGAGCUUGUGGAGAACAUUAAAUCUGUUCUCAAGUCCGAUGAGGAGCACAUGGAGGAGGCCAUCACGAGUGCCAGUUUCCUAGAACAGAUAAUGGCCCCGUUGCAGCCCAGCACUGCCCAGGCCCACGUGCCGCCCUCUCGGAGACAGCCUGGCUUCCUGCACCUGCGGAGCUGCGGGGACCUGAGCACCUUUGUCCCAGCGGGGAGGCCCCGAGCCGAGAGGAGACCCCCGCGAGCAGAGGCUGAGCGGCCCCACAGCCUCAUCGGCGUCAUCCGAGAGACCGUCCUGUGAACCUCUGGGGCCAGCCCCCCCACCCUGCGUUGGUCUGAGGGGGGCAGGAAGGAAGAUGCACCCGGAAGGCGGAAUGAUCCCUUCUGACCUUGGAGUGCCCUCUGGGAACUCCUCAGAAGGGGGGCAGGCACUCUGGAGGACAUUUGUUCCCACCCUCUGGCUCCUCGUUCUGCUGAUUGAGGACAUUCAGGGGUGGGCAGGUGGGUUCUUCCAGGCCCAUCUGGCUUUCGGAUGCAGUGAUCUGGAGACCGUGGAGGCAGCCUCCCUCGAGCCUCUGCCAGGUCACAGGGGCAGAAACUGGGCUAACGAAUCUGCGCCCACCUCCCUCCCCGUGGCCCUCCUGCUCCCCGAGCUCCUCCCUCUGUGGAAGGACAGAGCUGCUGGGCUGCUAUUUCUAGCUCCUGCAGCCUUUCGCUGCUUGCUGAGGGGCAGUGGGCACAGAAGCAGGAUGACUACCCCCGAUGUUCUGCACUCGUCAAGCUUCAUUUUAGGUCACCCCCAAAUCACAGUCUCUAGGAAAAAUGGGAAACUCGUUCAGUGACAAAUGGUCAUGCAAGAUGUUUAGGGAAAGUUCUUGUUGAUUCCAUUUAUUCGUGCUUGCAAAGCUAGAGGUGGCUAAGGCCCAACCGAAAAUAAAAAUGUGUACUUUGGA